CUGACUGGAUUUUUCGUUUGCAAAGAAAAAACAGAAUUAAUAAAAUUUGGUUUUGUUCCUCAAUCAAGCUUUUACAUAUAUAUAUAUAAAAAAAAAUAACAAAACAAAUAAUCAUUAAUGGGCGCGCUCGCAGCAACGCUUGCGCGCAAAAAUACUCAAACAUUGGCAUUGGCGAUUGUUGUGGUAUCAUCCUUGAUGGUAUUGGCAUCUGGUGACGGCAUGGAUUCGGCCGCCCUUUUAAAGUUCAAGCAAUCGCUAGAGAACAAGGCGCCUCUUUCCAAUUGGAACUCGUCGGUGAACCCUUGCGACGGCCAUCUUUCUAAUUGGAGAGGGGUUCUUUGUUGGAACGGAACCAUCUGGGGAUUAAAACUAGAACAUAUGAGAUUAACGGGCAACAUCGACGUCGAUCCUCUUGUUCAAUUGCCUUACUUUCGAACACUCAGCCUCAUGAACAAUGAAUUGAGUGGCCCAUUACCUGAUAUUAAGAAACUAGGCAGAUUGAAAGCCUUGUACUUGUCUAAUAAUGGCUUCUCAGGACAAAUUCCUGCCGAUGCGUUUCAAGGCAUGGGUUCUUUGAAGAGACUGUUCAUGGCCAAUAAUGAGUUUACGGGUCACAUUCCUUCCUCGUUGGCUACUUUGCCCAGGCUCACGCAGUUGAGACUGGAAGGCAAUCAAUUCAGUGGCCCAAUUCCUGAUUUUCAACAGCAUCGUCUAAGGUCAAUUAAUCUGGCAAGCAAUUUAUUGGAGGGCACUAUCCCCGAAUCACUCAGCAAGAUGAAUCCCGACGCCUUUUCUGGCAACAAAGACCUAUGUGGGCUGCCUCUAGAUGCAUGCGACUCCACCAUACAUGCCGUGAAGAAAAACGCUGGAACAAUCAUAAUGAUUGUAAUACUGGUGGUGAUAAUGGUGGCAGCUAUUUUGCAGUGUUUGGCCAUGUUCCGCAGAAAAAAUGAUGAAGCGGAGGAGAAAUCUACCUUAUCCGCGAAUUCAAACAAAAUCGCACCCUUGCACGGACGGAAUCAAGAACGCGACAUGAGCGGGGAGAGCAGCGUGCACUCGAGGAGGGCGGACAGGGCGGAUAAGCUGACAUUUGUGACGGAGGAUAUUGAAAAGUUUGAUUUGAACGAUUUGCUGAGAGCAUCAGCAGAAGUUUUGGGAAGCGGGACAUUUGGGGCAUCGUAUAAGGCUUCGGUGUCGAAUGGGAAACCAAUUGUUGUAAAGAGGUAUAGGCAUAUGAACAAUGUGGGCAGAGAGGAGUUUCAUGAGCACAUGAGAAGGCUGGGCAGAUUGAAGCAUCCUAACUUGUUGCCGCUCGCAGCCUUCUAUUAUCGCAGGGAAGAGAAGCUAUUGGUUUAUGAGUAUUGUCCGUAUGGCAGCUUGGCUAGUAGUCUUCAUGGCAACCUUUCCCUGGAAGGGCAAGGGCUGGAAUGGCAAACCCGGUUGAGAAUUGUCAAAGGCGUAGCCAAGGGCCUAGCUUAUCUGUACAGCGAGCUUCCUAUACUAGUUCCCCAUGGUCAUCUCAAAUCUUCCAAUGUGCUCUUAGAUCCCUCCUUAGAACCUCUUUUGGCAGAUUAUGCUCUGAGGCCAGUGAUCAACCCGCACCAGGCACACAAUCUCAUGAUUGCUUAUAAGUCGCCGGAAUACGCACAAAGUGGCCGCACUUCCAACAAGACUGAUAUAUGGAGCUUCGGUAUACUGAUACUAGAGAUAUUGACUGGAAGGUUUCCGGAAAACUAUCUAAAAUCAGGAUAUGAUGCUAACUCCGAUUUAGCAACUUGGGUUAAUAAAAUGGUCACGGAAAAGAAAAUCGGAGAGGUGUUCGACAAAGACAUGCCUGGAGCCAAAAAUAGCAAAGGGGAGAUGAUAAAUCUGUUGAAGAUUGGAUUGAGAUGUUGCGAAGAGGACGUGGAGAGAAGAUUGGACAUCAAGGAAGUUGCGGAACAGAUAGAGCAAUUGAAAGGAGACAGCGAAGAAGAGAAUAACAAUUUUGGCGGUAGAGGAAAUGGGGAUGAAAUUUCCUUCUCUGUUGAUCGAUAAUGAGUGCCAGCAAAUGAGAAUGACAAUCAGAAUUAAUAUUAUUUAUACAUCAUAAGGAUGCUGCCGUGACACUGAAAAUUAAACUAUAUACAAAUCGGAGAAUGAUUGGUUACGGAUUAAAGCCCAUUGAAAGAAGGAAGGAAAGAAGCAAGCAAGCGGAUAGAGUUUGGCAUUUCAGCAAUUUUGGUAUCAGACAAGGGAAAUGACAAAAGAAACAGAGAGUGUAUAUAUUAUUUUUCUUUCCACUUGUGGAUUGUUACUUGUUAGAACACGAUUAGUUUGUUUCUUUCUGAUAUUCUUUCAUUUUGGAUUUCAAAACUUGGCACUCUGCCAUUAAUUCUUUGUUAAAUGGAAAGUGUUGAUAUCUUUCAGGUGAAAUACUAAUUAGUAAUUAUGCUUGACGAGCUUAAACCUUGCUUACG
Jatropha curcas is the source of this 2459-nucleotide messenger RNA. Its product is annotated as pollen receptor-like kinase 4. Gene Ontology annotation, molecular function: ATP binding; protein binding; protein kinase activity. The record is from RefSeq and is a predicted model, not a curated record. NCBI's taxonomy places the organism in Eukaryota, Viridiplantae, Streptophyta, Magnoliopsida, Malpighiales, Euphorbiaceae. Gene Ontology annotation, biological process: protein phosphorylation.